Xyrichtys novacula (pearly razorfish) is the source of this 20114-nucleotide messenger RNA. Lineage: Eukaryota; Metazoa; Chordata; Actinopteri; Labriformes; Labridae. The record is from the annotation of a GenBank genome assembly.
AUGAGUGAUGUGAGUGAAGACGCGCUGCUGGAUUAUUUCUACUCUACCGGAGGAAAUUCAGGCAGAGUGAAAAAUGCUGAUAUCCUCAAGACAUUUAAGCCCUUCAUUGGCCACAGUGACUUGCAGUUACGUGGUAAGUAGCGAGUCGUUUUUUAUCGUGGAGUCAGCGUAAAAAUAUUCGCUGAAAACAGGAAUAACACAUGAGAAGUGAAGGCGGCAUCAGUACAGCUCGGUACAGUGGGCUGAGUGUAAACUGACCUCGUGUUUGCUCCACACUAUCUUAUUUUGGAACUCUUUGUAAAAUGAUUCAUGUUUAUCUAAAAGCUUAACAUUCCCCAGUCUGUUGUUACAAACGGCUUUAAUGUCCUCUCAUUGUUCCCUGUUGUGAAGCAGACAUCUGGUUUGCAUUAAAAGCCCCUCUACAGACCUUCAGCUCCAGCAGGAAUUGUGUCAUUUCCUCCCGCAGGCUCUUGCUGCAUUGGUAACUGAGCAGAGGACGUGAACGCAACACAUCUCUUAAGCCUGACACCAAGCAGGGUCACAUGAAGGGCCUGUGGUCCCCCCCUCAAGCUAUAUGAAUAUUAGAAAUAAAUUUAAGAUGGUUGUGAAUAUCUAGUAAAUAUGAAUCAUGCUCUUUUAAAGGUUAAUGGUUGAGCUAUAGUGCCAAACUGAACAAAAAAUGCUGUUUUUUGCCAACAACCUAAAUAGUAGAACUAUCAGCUAGCCUUAACGUCACUCAAAUGGUAGAAAAUUCGCAAUUUUUUGCCACUUUCUCUUUCUUAAGUUGGGGAGUUUACAACCAAGUGAGCAUAACUAUCAGCUAACAUUAACGCCACCCAAGAAACUAGCUGAUUUUUGCUAGCAACAGCAGUGUUAGGACACUUCCUAGCUAACAGCAUCAUUAGCUAACAGUUGAAUGCUAACUUUAAUGUAAUGAAACCCAAACAGGUCUUCAAAAAUGUAGUUUUACUGUGUGAAAUGGAUUCAUUCCCCUUUAUGGUUUAUUAUCCCAGAAGGUCGCUGAUCUAUCGCGUCUAAGUAAAAUGGUAGCUAACGGUUGAACUAGGAUAUAAGAUAUAUAUGAAAUGGGUUUUUAAUUAUCAUGUUUCGGAUCUUAAAUUGUACAAAAAGGAGACUAAAUAAAUCUAUAGCCAAGUUAGGAUCACUAUUAGCUAACAUUAAUGCCACCCAAGAGACUAGCUGAUUUUUGCUAGCAACAGCAGUGUUAAGACACUUCCUAGCUAAAAGCAUCAUUAGCUAACAGUUGAAUGCUAACUUUAAUGUGAUGAAAUCUUAAACAGGUCUUCAAAAAUGUAGUUUUACUGUGUGAUAUGGAUCCAUUUUCCUUUACGGUUGAUUAUCUGAGUUAAGUCUGGCUUAAAUAAAAUGGUAGCUAGCCUUCGAACUUGAACAUAUACAUGAAUCACAGUUGAGUUUCCUGCCAUGGGUGCUGCCCACCCUGAACAGUAUACUAAUAGCCAGGCUUAGCUUAAUAAACUUACAAAUAGCUUUCAAACAAAUUAAUUUCAUUUUAAUCGUUACAAAUUAUUUUAUUAAUCUCUGCAGCUUUAAACAGCAGAAUGGUUGUAAAACUGUGUUUCUAGCAGGGUCUCACUGUCUUGCUCUCUGCUGUUCCUCUCCACCCACUUACUCUUCUGAUGCUUAUGCAAUCCUGCUCUGAAUCAUUGCUUACACUAAAAUUCCCCUCAUAUUUGGCCUCCAGAGAUAAACUGUGAUGGCAACAGGUUUUAAAAUGUUGGAAUGUGCUGAUUUUUCUAGCUGUGUAUUACAGUAAUCUGAAUAUUUGGGUUCCUGGAUGAAGAUAAGACAAAUAUUAAGUCAGAAAGUAGUUUAGUUGAACUGUGAUGGAUAUGACUCACUGUCAUGUGAUGCAGUAUUGACAAGCACAAACUGAGGAUAGUUUAGUCAAUAUUGGGGGAUAUUUUAACAGCUUUCUUCCUUGGGUGACAGGAGAUAAGAUAAAGAUACCAUUUGCGGUUAAAUUCCAGAUUAUAGACAUAUAAUGAUCGUGUAAUGUCUCAUUUUCCUUCCACUUUAAAAACGAGCUUUUACCUUUGGCACUGCCUGAAAUGCAAACAUAUCUGAACCUCCCUGAAUGAUUAUCCAAAGUGACCUUGCACCGUGGUUACCAGCAUGUACGCUCCAGAUGCUAUGUCAGCGGUGCAGUUGUUGACAGAGGUUUAGACAGCCGCCUUGUUCCUCUGCCAUCUGACAUGCUGUCCAAUUAAAAAAAGUGCUUCCCACACAUUUAAAGUCUGUCGGAGCAUGUGGUUGCAGAUUUUCAAGUGGUAAUCGUGAUGAUAGUGUUUUAAUCAUAAUUAAGCACACAUGCAUGACUGGAUGAAGACCUUUAAUGCUUUUUCAUCACAUCUGAAAACUGGGGCACAGUGGGGAGUGGAGCUGCACCAGGAGGGGGGUCCGAAACGUGUUUGCGUUACUUGUUUUUGCGGACUUCUGGCUAAUAAAUAACUUGCUUGCAUUCUGUGUUACUUGUGCAAAGGAAUUCUGUUGUCGAAGCAGAUGUAAGCGACUGCUUCCUUUGGGUUUCCUGUUGUUGUGACCAUGAGCUGUGCAACUAUCUCUCUACAAACGUCCUUUCCGUCAACACCAGGAAAAAGGAAACACUUCGAUUGUCCCGAGCUGCAUUCCGACAUACACCUAAACGCAUGAAUGGAAUACCUACGCUUGGAAAAAUGUUCUUGCACGGCCGCUUGAUAAGCAGAGUAAACUCCUGAUCACGCUGUCUGCACACGUCUGAACAUCUGCUUAUCGUGUAAACAAAGAGAUAGCUUUAUCUGAUGAGGUCUAUCAGCUGCGGUUUGUUUGGUUCCCACAGGAAAGAAUUACUGAAGGUCUUUAGUGACUCAGGUUUUGGCCUUUGGGGCUUCACUGUGAUGCGCUGCAGGGAAACCCCUUCCCACUCUUUGAGCUAGUGUUUGUCCUCCUCACUCUUCUCAUUCAUUGUAAUGAGAUUUUGCUCAGUCAUCCAGAAGUGUAACAGCUCUAACAGCUUCGCUCUUACUUGAGAUGAAACAAACCAGAAGCUAAUCCUGUAGGCUGAAGCUCACAAACCACACGUCUACUUAUAGUCAACAUAUACUUAAACAUUAAAGAAGCAUUUUCAGUCGUUUCCUUUACAUGUACAGAAAAGCUGAUCUGUGUAAGUGAGAUCAGCUCUUUCCUCUCAUGAGAGACCAUUUACAGCAUGUUUUGGCCAAUUUGAGUUAUAGCAUGAAGCGGGGUUCGCAUAUUUUUGAGUUCAUGUAUCAACACGAUCCCUUUAAGAGGAACAUCAGUAUUUUUUAUGAGCUUAACUGUGCUGUACUGAUGGGGAGAAAUGGUCUAGUAUUGGGGGAGAGCGGAGCAGCUGGCAACCAUGAAACAAGCUAAAAGUUAGUUUGAUCAGGCGAUUGCGUAUUGUCAAACUGCGCCCACCACAUGCGCUUUGUUUCACCACAAACAGUGUCCGAGGUAUCAACUCCAGACACUUCCAAGCUUCUAACUUCACCAAUCUGACUCGUUUUAUGCCAUCCAACACUCUCAUGUGAACCUCAGAUCUCAAAAACACAUUCUGAAAACCUUUUGGCUUUAAGACAAGGAAGCCAGAAUCUGAAAAUAUGCUGCCUUAUUUCCGGGUUUUUACACUCUAUCAGAAGCCAUCUUUGGUUCUCACAUCAUUUUUUGUUUCCUUGCAGCUAAAUACAGAGAAGAAUUCAAGCUCAUCAUUGACCGGAUCGCCGUGGUGAAGUCCGAGAAUGUGAGUGAACUUUGGAAUAUUUUUACCUUUUGUGGGAAAAAAGCUCUGCUCCCAUUGACUCACAUUGACAGAGUGAGGCCUAAGCACACUAAUAUGUCACUAUUAUGUAAUGGAACUAUCAUGACUGAAGGAGGGUGUAGGCCAAGAUGUUGACGUCACUUUUUACACAACUGUUUGAAUCCACUGGUUUUCCCCAAAGAUAAUGCAACUGCAAAUUCAAGCUAUUUCUAUCACUCUGUGAGCUGUAGUCAUGUUAGUGUUGAAACCUUUUCUUUGCCCUUGUUUUGAAAGAAAAAGUCCUCGUAUUACAUUUAAAAUCCCACCUAAAACUUAAUUUUCUCAUGUUUGUUUGAAGGAUCAAGGAUGCGUUUUUAUGAGCUAAAUAAUUUCUUGGUCUGGUGCAACUAUAGCAUGAUCCUUCCUUGAAAAAGUGCAAAUUAUUGCUCCAAAAAAUUCACAUUUAUGCUCAUUAACUAUUGCCUUUAACAUUGCACACAGCCAAACCCUCACAGUGGGAUGUCUCGAUAGCAUAUUUCCUAGUUUUUCACAGUUUCCUAGUUUUAAAUUCAAACUAGCAUGGAAGUUUAGCAUCCACACAUCUUUCACACAUAAAUUAACUAUAACUGCAUUUCUUUACACAAAAUACUAGCAAACUACCAAUGAGUUGCACCCAUAUUUCCAUUUAUUCUCGUCAAAAACAACUGCAUACAUUACUAUAGUGUAUUACCAUAUUUUUUUUUACUGUUUUUUUUUUUUUUAUGGGAGACUUUAAACAAAAAUUCAUCAAAUUGGACAAAAACAUAUAUAAGCUGUCAAUAAAUGCUUUUUUAAAUAUAAUAUUUACAAAAUAAAUCAAAAAUAUUACCAUUUCUGAAUAGGGAUGCACAGAUCCGAUAUUUGGAUCAGAUAUCAGCUCUGAUAUUGACAAAUUAACUGGAUCGGAUAUCUGAUGAAUGACGCUGAUCCAGCUUUCCGAUCCAGUCUUUUUUUUCUUUUAAUUAAUAUCGUACACAGCAACACAGUGAUUCUGUUCGCUCUAUAUUCUAUGUCUGUCUAUCCUUUUGCUCUAAAUCUUUACAUGGAAGUCUUACUUCUUUUUGCUGUGUGCUAAUGUGUGUUAAUAAAUAAUAUUAAGUAAAUUUAUAUCUCUGUUAAUUUGUUACUUUUUUUAAACAAGGCUAAUGUCAAGCCUGAUGCCUUCACUCACAGGGCGAGGUAUACAGUUCACUCAUUCAACAGUAGUAUUGGAUCAGUAUCGGAUAUCGGCUGAUAUGCUCAGCCCAGUUAUCGGUAUCUGAUUAGAUCGGGAAAAAAAUGGAUCGGUGCAUCUCUAUUUCUGAAAGUAAAAUUUGGUCAAGAUCUCCACAGUUUGUUUCUUUUGCAGCUGAGGGCUGUAACUAACAUGAUUUGUCAUCUGGAAUAAACAGAUUUAAAACCGCAGAGAUUUGAGAUUAAACAGAUCAUGAGGAACAAAAAAUCUGUUGUUUUCUUUAAAACAGUAAAAACUGAAUCUUCUUAUAAUCAUGUCAGGUCAUUCUCCAUCAAAUCAGUUUAAAAAGGUUUGCUGGCUGCCUCGUAUUAUAGGUAUUUAAUCAUAACCGGCGCCUAAGAUGAUAAUUACGCCCACUUACACACACGCGUACACUCACAAACACUCUUAUGAAACUAGUGCACAAGGAGGGCAAGAUGACAUUUUCUGUAAAAAAAACAACCUUUCAUUAUCAAACCCUGGCUGUAUAUUAAUAUAGACGCCACGCCUACAUUUCCUCCCAUUAUGAGGAAUGAAACCAAAAUAUCACCUCAGUGCUCUGACAUAUUUCAGAGGACUGACGUCAGAUCCUUAACUAACCGAUAAAAUCCCUCUCCAAGAUCUGUCACAGCAGAAUAAAUUAAGUUUAGUUGAAUUAUUCGUCACUUGGAUGUUUUCUUAACCUCACAUUAGCCUAAAUUAAAUCUUCCUCUUAAACCGCCUCUUAAAUUAGUUGGCACAGAGCUGACACAUAAAAACAUGUGAGUUACGUCUGACCCACAUGACUCUGGUUUCUCGCUUCUUAUCAAAGAGCGCACUGUGCUGUCUGCUUGUGUCUGCCUCAGGGGGAGAAGUAUCUCGUCCUAAAGAAGAAAUACAGACAAAUGCUGCACGACCGAGACGUCAAAAACCCCGGAACCAAUGGGGACAGACACGCACGUUCGAGCCCGGCCAGAACUACCGCCGCUGUGGCGUGGGACUCCACCGAUUCCUCGACUUCUCCCUCUCACCUGAAGGAACCGCAGGAGGAGCCGAUGGUGUGUGGCGAGGCCGACUCGUCUGCGGAGGUAAAAUGAAAAAGCAGCUUUCUCACUCGACUGUCUACCCACAACAAAAAAACAUCAACUUUGUGGUUAAAGUGGCGAUGAUUCAGCAACAAGCUUUUGUGCUAAAAUGCAUCUCGCCUAAAGUGCCGUCACUCCAGCUCAGCAUGUUUACUCUGUAUGUGAAUGAGGCGUUUAUUUCUAAACAAGCCUGUCUUUGUCAGCGAGCUCGAGCUGUGCUGGCUGCACAUUUACACAGAGGGAGACUGCAGAUCGAAGUUAGCCUGGAUGAUAGAAAGAGAAGGUCAAAGGGCUUAUGUCUUUACUGUAAGGUUAAAGCUGUUUAAUGUACAGGAGCACUUUACUGUUGUGAAAAUAAACACUCUGCUGCUGCUGCUGCUGCUGCUUUAAUGCACAGUAAUCCUCUUGGAGUACUUUUACAUAUUGUUGCUGCAGUUAACUUUGGCAUUUCAUCACAGAUUUGGAGAUUAAUAUGUUUUAUGCAGCUCUUUAGAUAUCCUCAAACAGGCUCUAAAACAAACUAAACGUGUGGACGAUGAGGGGAAGAAAAGAGCAUCAGAUCAAAAGUCUGGGGGUUUUUCUUACACGUUGCGUUUGUGAUCCUGCAGGGUCGGAGAACGCCUCCUGGCAUCCAAAUCCACGAGCCCUCGGAGCAAAACAACGGGGACGAUGAGCUGGACAAAGACUCGGGGUCAAAGGUGAUGAUAUGGAUGACUGAGAGGCAGAGCUCUGGAAAUACGGCAGAUGAUAAAUGGUUACAUAUCAUCGAAAAAAACAUGACAGAUAUUUCACAAGACAAGAUGGAUUAUUAUGGAUUAUAUUAGAGCUGGUCCUUAUUUUCAAGAAAUCAAAAGGUUAAGAGAUAGUUUAGUGUUAACUCGAGGAAUUUGACGUUAAAGACAGCCUCUGAACUGUGUCUAAUAAAGUCUAGAAGACCAAGUGAGGAGGGAUGGGAUGUAGGGAUGAGAUGACUGUCCAACAUUUUAAUACAAAAUGCAAUAAUGAAGGUUAUAAGGAUCAGCUGUGAUAAACCUAUAAACUUUGUUUUUAUAGCUCUUUUAAAUCAGGAUUACAAAGGGCAUUUAAAAAUCAAAACAACGUAAAGAAACGUGAGACUAAUGAAACGGAAAAAUUUAAGUUUUAAUCAAAAUAGUGGUGAUUUGACUAUAAAAAAGAUGAAAAAUAGAUGAAUAAAAAAAGAAAGAUUGAUUAAUUUUUAAUUUCAAACCUUUAUUUAUUCUCGAAGGGGCAUUGAGGUUUCCCUCAUUUCCAAUACAAUCGAAAUUACAAUUACAGAACAUAUAAAAUUUACAAAACAUUAGAAUCAAUGAAAACAUGUACAAUCUGAAAUGAAAUGUUUCAAAAUCAAAGUCCUAAACUCUGCAAGAGAGGGAAGAGUUGCAAUUUUUAAAGUUUGUUGGAGGGUAUUGGAAGAGUUUCGGGCAUCAAAAGAAAAUUUUGUUUUUCCAAGUCGACUAUAAACUCGAGGGAUUCGAAAGUUUAGCAGAUAGAAGGAGCGGGUUGUGUAUGUGAGCGCAGGAACGCAGAAAUUAGGAAGACAUAAAGAAAAAUAAAAAGACUUACAUCCUUAAAACUUGUGACCACCAUGAAAAAAGAUUUAAAAAAUACUAAAAAUAGAUUAAAAUUACAAGAUGCAGCUGGUGAUACUGCCAAAAAUUGAAAAAUUAAACUGUUCCUACAGGAUUAAGACAAGCUCAGCUAACAUCUCCCAUUAAGAGAAGAAAUAGAGCAUCAAUAAUCAAUAUCCUGAAAAAAACUUUGAUUUGUAUCUUUAAAAAAUAUUCAACAGUGACUACAGGUUGUCAAUUAUUUGGUGAAUGGAGUCUGUGGUGCGAUUUAAAUCUGUAUAACUACUUGUUUGAAGCGGAAUAUCAACAAUAUUUAAACUCCUGGAAGAAAAAAACUUUACCUCUCAGAUUCAUGACGUUUCAUUUCAAUCCUAAUCAAGGUCCAGGUUAAAGAUCAGAUGAUAAAUCGGAUAAAAGACACAACUAUGAAUGUCUCAAUAACUGAUGUUUUAGUUUCAGCUCAGUGUGUAUACUCCUGCAGUUCCUCCUUCACCCACCAGAUGGUGCUAAGAUAAUUACCUGGAUUUGUAACCUGCGGUUUGUGUUGAAUUUGAGUGGGAGGAGAACCCGACGGGGGAGCAGGGGUCCAGAAUCUGCAUUUAAAUGAGUCCCUCUGUUAUGAUGUAAAGCAGCAACAUGUUGGACCUCAUUAGAAAGAUAAUAAUCAUCUGUGGCCAUUAAAGCGAUUGAGAUUCAGAUCUGCUGCCCUGCUUGAUGGCUCACACAAUAGACAGAUGAAAUAUGUUGAAGGGUGUUAAUAAAGCACUGCAAUCAGAUUAAGUGUGUUUGCUUUAGGUAUUAGUCACACCAUUGAACUCUGGAUGUAGGACACACUAUUGUUUUAGAUGACAGAGGCUACCUGGCUGCUUGAACUCAGCGUCACUUCACCUGAGGGAAAAGAUGUGAUAGAACAGAUUUAUCCAGGGGCAAGAGUGUUUGUUCGUUAUCUGUAUUUUAGUGACACUUACUCUGUUGUUGGUGUUUGUGUCUGAAAUAGGAAACUGAAAAACUUUAAAGCUGGUUCUUCAGAAAGGAGCUGAACUGAGAUCCUCUCUCAAUGAUACACUUAUUAUUGACAAGCACUUCAUGUAACCCCACUGAAAAGGAAAUAAAAUAAAGAGCUCUUUUAAGGCCCUCUACAGCUCAAGGACUAUUCUGAUAACUGAAAAAUGGCCACCUGCACUCUCUCAUACAGGUCUACACUCUCUCGCUCUCUACGCUCUGCCAAUGAAAUGCACCUGGUGCCCCCAUCACAACAAGACCCAACUCCACUAACCGGACUCUUCUCCUCUGUUGCACCCCAGUGGAGGGAUGGAUUACCAAACUAUUAGAUCCUCAGAGUCCCUAUCUACCCUUAAAAAAAGGCUCAGCUCUUUCAAGAACACCUGAGCACUUAAACUCAGCUCUAAUCUGUAUUCCUCAGAACCACUUUGGAUGUAAACAGUCCCUUUCUACUUCUGAGACACUUUUUGACUCAGCUCUUGUUGUGGAUAUAGAUGAUGAUGGGACGAUAAUCAUGAUACAACAUGACAGCAAAAAAGAAGUGUGCAAAGCCUUAGUAAUGCAGGACAGCGACACAUCAGUUUGUGUCACUUAAGUUUCUUUCCAUCUACUGUAGAUCUUUGCUUCUCUUGUACUUACACUCAAAUAUAUAAAAUAGUGUUGGACGUUAGCAACAUAGUCACAUAGUGGAAAAGGGUUCAUUUCAACAGCAGUGGAGAAAAAAAUUUUUUUUUUCUAGUUUGAGCUUCUUAAAUGUGAAUAUUUGCUGCUUAUCUGAUAACCUUGAAAGAAAACGAAGAGUCUGUUUUCUAUAAUAGAAAAGUUGGUAUUUCCAAAAAUAAUUCCAAAAAGUAUGAUAUGGAAAAGUAUGGAAAUUCCAACUGUUUGGGAACCCAAACUUGGAGGAGAAAGCGACAAUUAUGACAUGAUUCACAUCAAACCUGUGUAAUUUAACCACUAAGAUGAACAUGCGCCUCAGAUUCUGGGUUUUAAACUGUUGGUUGGAUUAAAGACGCAGUUUUAAAACAAAAUUUUGGGUUUUGAAAAUCUUUUUUUUUUACAUUUUUACACUGAAGAAAAAAUUAAGAGAGCCACACUUUUGUGAAAUUUUUGUUGACAAAUUGAUAGAUACUAAACAGCAGCUCCAUCUUGGCCUUACAAACCAAAUCUUCUGGUAAGCAUGAAAUAAAUUACGUUUUUGUGAGUCUUGAGCUGCUUUUUCAAAAGUUUUAGACGUCUCCCGGUCCCGUGGAAAAUGAGGAUUUUGGAUGUUUCACAAGCUUAGAAAUGAAACAAGUUUGGCAGCUUUCAAGGAACCAAAAUCACAAUUCAUAAAUUCCUGGCCUGACACAGUUUUUCUUUGCCUGUUAUUAUCGUCUCCAAAAGUGGACCAGGCUGGAUUAAUCCAAGCUGUGCUGAGUGUUUCUGUGUGAUCGGAGAACUCUAAGCGAUCAAAAACUCUCCUCUUUUCUGGAGGAGUGUUUCUCUUGACCCCCUUACGCCGCUAUGGUGAUAAAAACAAAUGGUGCGACUGUCGGCGUGUUGUUUUUGGGUUAAUUGUUAAUUGGAUUGUUAUUCAUUACCCCUCAAGUGUGAAAACGUCACCUCAGUCUCGCUGACUCAUUACCCCUCUAUCUGUCUGCCACCCUUUGGUCACGUCUCGUCAGCUGGAAAACAUCACAGCAGUGUGACCGGUGUGUGAAAGUGGAUGUGUGUGUGUGAGAUGCUGGAACAUGCUGUGGGACCAUUAUGACUGAUACGGUACAGUAAACAUGUGUCAGUUUGAUGUUUUGUCACCAAUGAGUAACAGCCGUCUGUUUUUUCUGUCUUUCAGUCCGAGUCAGAGCAAGACGAGGAGAGUACGGGCAGCAUGGGCUCCGCUGCUGUCGCUGUAAGUCCUUUUUUUUCUAGACUUUUUGUUUAUUUAGAUUUUAUGACUGGAAAAGGACUUCGGUUUCGCUCAAAGAGGGGUGGCAUUCAGGGUUUGGUCUUUGUAAAUCCACGUCCACUCUCCCUGCGGUGUCACUGCUAUCAGCUCUAAUUCCCUUUAAACCAUUAACAGAAGUAAAACUGUGUGCACUGUGAUCAUGGGUGUCUCCCACAUUGUGUCAGUUAGCCGUGACUCAGUCGUUUGUAGGAAACGGAUUAGAGGUUUGUAGUUUCAGCAUUAUCAAAAGAGGCCACAACAGGAUGUGGACAGUAGGGUGUGUGUGUGUGUGUGAGUGUGAGUGCCAGUGUGUACAUCUGUGUGUGUGUGUCUGAGCUCCACCUCUCUCCCCUCUGUUGCAGCUGGAUCCCAUAGAGAAAGAGUGGAUCUACUCUGCUGCUGGUGCUCGGGUCCCUGAUCUCUCUCAGCUGCUCAGUCAGGACCCGUCACUGGCAAACAAGAAGGUAUAACCUCACCUCUGCUCCACUUUUAAUGACUCACAGCUACUAAAAUCAUAUAUUUGUGUUUACAGUAGGGCUGGGUGAAAUGACCUCAAAUCAAUAUCACGAUAUAUUGAGCAGUUUACCGCAAUAACGAUAAAUGGACCGUCCUCCAUCUCCUCACCUGUCUUUCCCUCUUUGUUACAGACUGGAUGGGGCGGAGUCACGUCUCUGACGUAGGACAGCGUCUUAAAGGGACACGAGACCAUAGACUACCUACACACAUCCAAAACCAACCUUUAUUUAUUUAUUUAUUUUACACCGAAUAUACUGAUAUGGGCAAAAUGACGUCUGUUAUUUUUGGUUUAUCGCCCAGCCCUACUUAACAGCCACAUAUCUGUAACAGGGAUGCUUUAUGAGAAAAUUAAAGCUCCUAUAAGUAACUUUUAGUAGUCAUUCAUUCUAAAUGUCUAAGACUAUAACUAAAUCUAAUAGUUGAUGGUGUUUAGGGCUGGGCAAUAAACCGGAAAUUUAUUGAUACCGAAUGCAGAAGGAGAUUUUUUUUGUGUACUUGAGUACUAAAAGUUACUUAUAGGAGCUUUAAUUUUCUCUUAAAGCAUCCCUGUUACAAAUGUUUGGCUGUAAACUAGGGCUGGGCGAUAAACUGAAAAUUUACCGACAAGAAAAUUUACAACAAUAACCAACGUCAUUUUGCCCAUGUCGGUAUAUUUGGUGUCUAAAAAAUAAACGUUGGUUUUGGAUGUGUGUACGUAGGCUAUGGUCUCAUGUCCCUUUAAGACGCUGUCCUACAUCAGAGACGUGACUCCACCCCAUCCAGUCUGUAACAAAGAGGGAAAGACAGGUAAGGAGAUGGAGGACGGUUCAAAAGUUCAAAAGUUCAAAAGUCAAAAGCGGCUGAAGUAGACGAAGUUAAUGCAGCUUGUGGAGUAGUUAUCAUCCAUUUAUCGUUAUCGAGCUGAACUGAUCAAUGUAUUGUGAUAUUGAUUUGAAACCGUAUCGCCCAGCCCUAAUGCUGUUUAAAGUUUUAAACUUUCAGAUAUAGUAACAGUGUCUGUUGACGGAGGUGAAACCGCACCCCUCUUUUCAUCCAUUUACACGCCAUUGUCAUGCAACAGUACAACACGGCAUGGACAUGUAAAAAUGCAGUUUGCUCACGGUUGUUUCUUUAUUUGUCGCCAGUCUUAAAAAGCUUAAUCUGUACGCAAACAGGGGCCCCUCUAACAGACUUUGAAGUCCCUCGUUUGGUUCUGAGGUUUAGCCUCUUUCUGGCCCUGUUGGAUGUUGCAGCUGCGAUAUUGCUCUUUUUCCAGAUCCCAGCAACCCUUUCGAUAAGCGCGAGAAUGUCGAAUCUUCAUCCUUCAGUUUAAGACUUUUGUAAAGUGAACGAAUUUCACAGACGAAAAGGUUUUUGUUUAUAAAACUGUGAUUUCUCUAAUUCGUAUUUUUCUUUUUUGUGUUUCUUUUUGGCGUCAAACCAGGACUUCACAUCGGUGAGUAUUUACUGACUGUUAAUUCCAUGUUUGUGAAUAUUGACUCGUGUAAAGCUGACUUUUAUUGGUCUUACAUGGCUUUUAUCCGACUUAAGCUCUCUCAUUUUCUCAUUUUGACCUACUGUGGCUCCUGACUGUGACCAUGACCGACGAUCUCAGGGGGUAAGUUUCAGUAUUCAUACUUCUGUCUCCAGCUUGUGCGUAAUAACACCUGUUGGAGCAGAAGUUCACGCGCUUUUUUGCAUCAAAACUGACGAUGUUUCAGCUCUGGAGACAAAACCUCCUGUGUUUUGCUUGUGUAACUUUCACAAGCUCAUUCUGCCGAGAUUUUCCCCUUAAUCGUAUUCUGAGAACUCCGUGUUGAAACAUCCAGAUCGUGCAUUUCAAAGGUCCACUAUCAAAAGGAUUAUGAAAGAUAGCUUUUUAGCUCCUGUGCCCCCCUGACAACCCAAAUCCUUUUAUUUGUCUCCCUGUGCGCUUAAGAGAUUUGAGCUCAUGUUUGUUGUCCCUCCCCUGUGUCACAGUUCUCACACUGUCCUGUGGUCAUGGCGGACCACCUUCUAAGAGUGGCCCUAAGCCUCUGCCAUCCCCACCCGGACAAGAUAGCACGGCCGCCAUUGAAGUGCAGGGAGAUGGUGGGGGGAGAUUAAGGAGAGUCUUAAUGCCCCACAAAGACUUCACCCACUUAAAGAUAAUCUGAAAGUAAUAGAGCAGGCUGGGAUUAAUUGUAGAACAAUGCAGGUUGUGUCCCUGGGAAGGUGCUAAGUCCCCCUCAGGCCUCUUUGAUGUUCCCUUCAGCCCUCAGCCUUUCCCUGUCCAGCAGAGGUGGAUGCCUUUACACAGAUAACGUACAGAGAUACAGCAAAAGUCACGAGAUCCAUGAUAACUAAUGAGUCUAUAAAUCCAGGAGUUAUGAUAUUUGAUUUGCAUUAUCAUGUCUAGACAUGGCUAGGCUCACUGGGCUCCAAAUCACAUGUUUGACCAGGACUGAAGAGAUUACUCUUCAUCCUGGGAGGACUAAGUGUUUCCUGCUCUGACCAAACGUUUGUCUGGAUCAGGUGGUUUGGAAGAUCUGUACUUCACACUAACGUUCAAACAUAAAGUAUACACAAGUAUACUUGACUGAAACUGCAUUUAGCAGAAGUUGGAUUAAUGUGUACACCUCAAACGAGCCAAAACUGGGCAUGCUCCAAAAUUUGUAUUGUGAUAAUAUCGCAUCAUGGCCCAAGUAUCGUGAUAAUAUCGUAUCGUGGCCCAAGUAUCGUGACCCAAGUAUCGUGAUAAUAUCAUAUCGUGGCAUUAUUAUCAUUACAAUAUUGUAUUAUGGCCCAAGUAUCGUGAUAAUAUCGUAUCAUGGCCCAAGUAUCGUGACCCAAGUAUCGUGACCCAAGUAUCGUGAUAAUAUUGUAUCGUGGCCUAAGUAUCGUGAUAAUAUCUUAUUGUGGCCCAAGUAUAAUGAUAAUAUCGUAUUGUGGCCCAAGUAUCGUGGCCCAAGUAUCGUGAUAAUAUCAUAUUGUGGCAUUAUUAUCAUUACAAUAUUGUAUUAUGGCCCAAGUAUCGUGAUAAUAUUGUAUCAUGGCCCAAGUAUCGUGACCCAAGUAUCGUGAUAAUAUUGUAUCGUGGCCUAAGUAUCGUGAUAAUAUCUUAUUGUGGCCCAAGUAUCAUGAUAGUAUCGUAUCACGGCCCAAGUAUCAUGACCCAAGUAUCGUGACCCAAGUAUCGUGAUAAUAUUGUAUUGUGGCCCAAGUAUUGAGGUAAUAUUGUAUUGUGGCCCAGGUAUCGUGAUAAUAUUAUAUCAUGGCCAAGUAUUUGUGAUAAUAUUGUAUCGUGGUGCAGCUGGUGAUUCCCACUCCUAGCUGACAUGUAAGUAAAGUUAAAGCCCAGGCCUCAGCAUAGCUAAAAUCUUAGCCAUUGCUGUAGCUUUAGCUGUAAUCUCAGCAGUGAUAACCUGAGCAGUAACAAGCACAACCUCAGCCCUACAAACCGUAAAGCAUAGUCUUUGCAGUGCCUGAUAUGUACCCCACCAGGAUUGCUGUAACUCAAAUAUCCCAAGUGUAAAUGUAUAUAACAUUACAGUCCAUAUGUGUAUGCUGCAGACUCUAAAUAGCUUCCUAAGUGACAUUAAAAAUCUGUCUUAAUUUUCACAUGUCUAACUGUAAACUGUCUUCUUCUGCUCCUCUCUGGACGUGGUCCUGUGCCCCUGCUGUGACGGACUUCCUCCUCCACACAGUUUGUAAGUACAUCAUUAGCCCAUCACUCCUCUCUGUCUUCCUCCACAGCUAGUGUCACCAUUGUGUGUCCUGUCCGUGUGAGCCCUCUUUAGCCACCGCUUCCCUCACCGGGGAGCGCGUGGCGGGGACAGAGAUGUCCCUGAGUGAUUGGACAGGUGAGGGUGAUGAGAAGGGAUGGGGGGGUUCACCGCGGUAGGCAGGAACAGAAACGCAGGAAGGGAAGACGCCGCAUCCUGUUCAGCCUCGUCCAUCACCACGACUCAACAGGGAGACCCACCGAGCCGCCUGUCAAACUACCGCUUAGCCAAUCUGUCUUCAGAUGUGACAGCGGGCGGACAAAAGAGACAGGGAUUCUCCAGCCAGACAGCAUCUAUCACAAUCUGUCUGCCAGACGCUCCACACAGAAAGGUGUAGCUCCGUAUCACCUCUCCUUUUUCCCUUUAGAGCAGAAACGUUUCUCCUGCCAGCUGCUGGACUGGUUAGUUAUGCUACGAUUAGCUCAAUUAGCUUCACAGCCUCAAAACACAAAACGCUCAUGUCGUGUUUAAGUCUCUCAUUGGCUUUAAAGAUGUUUCCAGACUUCUGAAGGACCUGAGAAUUUGUUGUUUAAACCUUUUUUGUGCAUCAAACAAAAAGUACAAAUAAAUUUUGUGCUGCGCUGGAUCACAUCAGCUGGACGUCAUUUUAAGAUGACUGCUUUUGUUUGGAUAAAGAUGAAAAAAUAAGAAAAAAAGAGAUGCAGCUCGGCUUAACUGGUACCCAACUUUACAUGCGCCAAGGUGUCAUUUCUGUUAUGCAUGUUAAGAAAUGUCUUUUAGCAUUAAAGCAACAAUUGUAACGUAAAUACGGCGCAAAAUGAACGCAUUGAUUUUUUUAAUCACAGCUUUUUUUAUUCUUUUGGCAAACCUUAGGGUGACCAUAUUCUGACUUCCCAAAAAGAGGACACGACUACUCGGGGCGGAGUCAUGGAGUCGCACGGAGUUAAUUUUGAGAGUUUUUUGGGUCGGAUCAAGUGUUUUUACGCGCUUCUAACUCAUUAAAUCCACCUGACACAAAAUUGAAAACUUUCGUGCAAAACCGCAGACAUUUGAAGGAUUUUAUAAACUCCCCCGGACAAAGCCAAACAGCCCCCAAAAAAGAGGACAUGUCUGGGUUAAAGAGGACAUAUGGUCACCCUACCUUAGUUACAAUCCCACCGCCGCUUUGAUGCAAAGAAAUGACACCAUGGCAUUUUUGAAUAUCUCAUUUCACUACUUAAAAGUACCUAAACACAGGAUAAGUCUCAGGUCAUUUGCAUUUUGUGUCAAACAGAAUUAAGAUAUCAUUAUAGUGCUUAACGUUUGAUUUACCACCUUUGAGCGAAGCCUUUAGAUGCAGGUAAACAGACCGAUGUUAGGGUGCAAACACAUCACAAAGGCUGGCAGAGCACGACCUCGGUGUUGUCAUUUGAGUAUCAAACAAAAGCGUCUUUCAUUUCAUCCAAACAGCUGCACCGCGUCUUUCUUAAAGGAGUCAAUUUUAACCGUCUUGAGUGUUUCAGCCGUUCACCGUUAAUUCUGAAAUGGUCACCGUUUGAUUCUCCGUGUUAAGGGUCAAACUCUGAAGGCAUGCAGGUGGCUGUUUGGCCAACAUCUGCACCUCCGUACUCUGCUUUCACCUGUUGAUGGCCCAUAAUUACACAGCUUAAAGCGUGCGGGGAAACUGUGGAGAUCACAGCUCUGCUCCGACAGGUGGAUGUGGUUUGCAGUUUUCCUUGUACAUACAUGUGUCUAUUAUUUUCACUCCUGUGGGUGUAUCUCUCACAGUCAUGUCCCGGGGCCCUGUGUUUCCCUCCCCUGACGUGUGCUGACAGUAGUGGGUGAUGUCUGGGUGGGUCUCCACUCUGCAGGUCACACUAACAUCAUCAAUCUUCCCCCUGGUGACAGGCGGCCAGGCCCCCCGACUGUGGGCACAGGGCUGUGUUGUUUUGUAAUUAGGCUCUGUUAGAUGGCAGGAAACCAUCCCUCCAUACCUCUCUCUCACAGUCCCUCUAUUCCUGCGCUCCCCUCUGUGCACAGUUGGCUCUCUGCCCUCACACGGCCAAACAGAAAGCUGUCUUGUACCGCACAGACUCCUGUAAUGAUGCUACAGUUGUUGCAACAAGACAAAGUAGUUUGCAACACACAAUAAAAAAGACUGACUGUCUCUCUUCUCUCUUGUUGCACACAGACGGCUCUGCACUGGGCUGCUAAACACGGCAGUGAGGACAUGGCCACUCUGGUGGCUAACGCCGGCGCUGACGUCAACAUCAAAUCAGUGAGUGCAUUUUUAUGAAUGAUUUAAAGGGGCACUCCGUAGUUUUUCACAAACAUUUUGAGAUUUUUUUUUUUUUUUAAUACAACCUAUAUCUCACCUAGCCCCCCCCCCCCCAACUUAAAGGGAUAUUCAAGCGUAAAAUUAAUUUAAGGUCAAACACACUGUAAUACCGAGUUAGACCCCCCCUCCAGAGAUGAAUGUUGCCGACCGCUUGCUUCUCUAGUUAUACCAACUUUAGUAACGACCGCACGAUAGCAAUACACAGCAGUCUGAGGAGUCAUAAUCAAACCUCAACCAAAAUGCCACUCUAUAGCCACAAAUAAUGCUCAGAACAGCACCUAACUUCAUCAACAGGACAUAUAGGGUCACAGACAUAGUACUAGACACCAAACAUCUUUUUAACUUUGACUAAUUUCUUUAGCAAAGAGACUAAACACAACUCACCUACUCUCUUCCAGCAGCUGCUUGUUUGUAGUGAGACCUCAGGCCAGUCCAUUAUGGACUACAGCGGGGUGACGCAGCUCAAGGAAGAACAUUUAUGAUCAUUACUUCAUGGAAAUGCAAUCAGAUCAUUGUGCACCGCCUCUGCAGUGCAAAAUGAUUAAUAUGCUGAUUUUUACUCCAAGGAAAUGAUAAAGAAAUGAUCAGAAAUGUUCUUCCUUGAGCUGCGUCACCCCGCUGUAGUCCAUAAUGGACUGGCCUGAGGUCUUGCUACAAACAAGCAGCUACUUACUAAAGUUGGUAUAACUAGAGAAGUAAGCAGUCGACAACAUUCAUCUCUCGAGGAGGUGUCUAACUCGGUGUUAUGGUGUGUUUGACCCUAAAUUAAUUUUACGCUGGAAUAUCCCUUUAAUUUAGCCCUGCUGAGAUGACUAGUGUACUUUUCUCAAGGGGUAUAAACCGUUUUACAUACUGUACGGACUAUUGAACUUUAAAUAAGUAAAAAAGAAGUAAUAUAAGCUGAACUUUGAGGUUAAAAUUGGUGGAAUGCCCCUUUAAUCUCACUGUGUAGUACUGUUGAUGCGUUUUUAGCACAUUUAAUGACUUCUCUGUGCUUUUCUUUCCUCCAGCAUGUGAGUAUCCAGUUUUUUCCCACCUCCAAGGAGGCGAUGCGUACCCACAGUAAGUCUUUGAUUUCACUGCGGCGUCUCUCGGUGAUGUAAUGAUCCUAAAUGAUCGGCGUGAACAUCCAGCUGUGAAAAUGUAUUACAGCAGCACGUGUUGCCGGAGUGCUCCGCUAAUAAAUCAUGUCAUGUCAUGUUAAUUGUUUCCCAAAACAGAGGGUCUAUGUCUCAACACGCAUGACCCAACAACAGAGCAAUUUUCAGGGAAUUACGAAGCAAUUAUGUUUUUAUCAUUAUCUUAUGUUUCCAUAACCUUUGCUAAUUUGUAUAUUUUCUUCUCAUGCUGUUUUCAUUGGCGGCGUUCGGGCCUGGGAACCUGCAGGGGGUACGUACUAAAGCACUUUUCCAGUUAUACCCCUGAGAUCAAUGGUUUCCUUUAACCUUCCUGUGACAGUGAUGAGGGUCUGCUCGCAAAUUAUAAACAUUUCAAAGUUAAAUUUCCAGUUUUUUGUUCGUCUUCAUAUAUUUUUUUGUUUGUCUUCUUCUUUUCUCUGCAGGGAUACACACCUUUACACAUCGCAGCAUUACACGGCCAUCAGCAUAUUCUUGACCUGCUCAUAGGAACAUACGGUAAAAACUGAUUUCACUAAAUUAGAGCAGCUUUGCUUAAAGCUCCUGUGAGGAGCGUUUUGACAUUUAUCAAAAAAAGCUUGAAUCCAUAUAGGAAAGCAAACAAGACCAUCAGCAACAAGACUGACAAAUUUUAUAUUUUAGUUUCUAAUGCAGAGCAGCUGAAGAACUCUUUGCAUGUAGAGGACAACGUAAGCAGAGACUGCUGUGUCCACAGGGGGCGCCAAAACCAACACAAACCAAACGAUCCUCGCAGGAGCUUUAAAGUCAAAAGUGUUUUACCUUUUAAAGCUACUUGGAGGAACAUUUUGUUUGUGUUGAUUUUGGCGCCCCCUACUGAUAAGCUUUCCUUGAACAGUCAAAUGCAACAUUAACGGUGCAUCUUUGCUCUUUUAGAAGUGCGCAGUAGAUCACUUAGACAUGAUUUGUUUUGUUGCCGACAGUUUAAUUUGUUUUUAUACUUUAAAUAAAAGCAUCAGUAGUAACUUUAGUCUUUUUUAUAACCUGCGAAAAACUUCUUACAGGAGCUUUAAAUACAUGUAAACCCCCUGGGUGGGAUCUUAUUCAAAAGAAAAGCCUCUUCUACAUUACUGUAAAUUUUAUAAAAACAUGAUUUUACAGAAUUGGUUUAUUAAAUCAGUUCAGAGUCGAACAUGUUUGUUAAGUUUGACAGUGAAGUAAUUUACUUGCAGCCUCCUCUUAAUUUUAGUCUCAUAUUCAGAGAUGUCAUUUUAUCCCAACAGGUGCCAAAGAAAACUUGAGGGACUACAGCGGCCAUCUCGCCGGCCAUUAUCUGAAAAUUAAAGAACCAGAGGCGCCGGAGGAAGACUGUGAAAUACGUGAGUAUCUUGUAAAAUAGGUCAAAAAUGAAUGACAUCACCCUGUAGCUGGUUGUGUCUUUCUUAUCCACAUGCAUAAGGAUAAUUUAUGAAUGGAAAUGAGAAUGAAGCAAAAAGGAUUUGUGACAGAAGUAUCACUUAAAAUAGGCUUUCUCUUAUAACUACAGGUCUACAUGAUUAGUUAAAAUAUUGAUCUCUGUGCACUCAGGAGAAAACAACCUUCCUGUUUUGGUUUUGCAAUCAAGACGAAAACCUAGUAUAAGUUGUAAUCGUGAAUUGUGUUUAAUUACCAAGUUUUUCCUUCUUUCUUUUUCUGCUCCAGAGUUCCACGUCACUCAGGCCAGAGAGCGCAACAGGAACAGGAAGCUGGCGUCGUUGUUUCACUCGAAGAAGAAAUGGGGUUCGGCGGAGGAUCUCGCUCCGAUAGAGGAGGAGAGGACGGCUUCGCAUCAGCUCGUCCUUCCUGCGUUCAGACCCAGAAAAUUCUCCCGCUGA